Messenger RNA from Penicillium oxalicum, 1353 nucleotides. RefSeq names its product carbohydrate esterase family 5 protein. The transcript is spliced from 2 exons. NCBI's taxonomy places the organism in Eukaryota, Fungi, Ascomycota, Eurotiomycetes, Eurotiales, Aspergillaceae. Gene Ontology annotation, biological process: carbohydrate catabolic process. Gene Ontology annotation, molecular function: cutinase activity. Gene Ontology annotation, cellular component: extracellular region. The coding region runs from base 1 to 1353 and encodes 450 amino acids. The record is from RefSeq and is a predicted model, not a curated record.
AUGAAGACUGUUGUUGCUCUCACCUUUGUCGGUGCCGCCCUGGGCGCUCCCACCAAGACCAUCGAGAGCCGAACAUUCGGAGGUCUGGGGAGCGGUCUCGGUGGUCUCGGUGGUCUUGGUAGCGGUAGCGGUGGCGGUGGCCUCGGUGGCCUCAGCGGCCUCAGCGGUCUCAGCGGCCUCGGCAGCGGUGGCCUCGGUGGACUUGGAAACUUGGGAAGUGGUGGUCUGGGAUCUCUGACCGGAGCCUCGGGCAGCAGCAGCGGCCUGGGAGCGCUGGCAUCGCUCAUCCCCAGUGGAGGCAACCUCGGGGGUCUCAGUGGCCUCGGCAACCUGGGUAACCUUGGAUCGCUGGGUUCCCUGGGCUCUCUCGGCGGAUCAAGUGGCGGCUCUGGCCUUGGAUCGCUGGGCUCCUUGGGCUCUCUGGGCUCGGCUCUCGGAGGCACCUCUUCAUCCUCCGACGCCAGCGCUGAUGCAAGCUCCGGCUCCGGCUCCAGCACCAGCUCCAGUGCCGGCUCCGAUGUGAGCGCCAGCGCCAGCGCGAACGCCAACUCUCAGUCUGAUGCGAGCGCCAACGUCAAUGCUGGCUCCGGCGCCAGUGCCGGCUCUGGUCUGGGUGGUUUGGGUUCGUUUGCCUCUCUUGGCUCAGGUCCGAAUGCCUCUCCUUCCGGUUCUGCGGUGAAUGUUGGCUCUUCAGGAGACACUCUUUCUAAACGCCAGUUUACAGGCUCGAUCACUGCCAACGAUGUCACUAGCAAAGCCAGCUGCAAGGAGCUGACGUUUAUCUUUGCACGUGGAAGUGAUGAAAUGGGCAACAUGGGCUCCGUGAUCGGACCUCCCGUGGCCAGCCAGCUGAAGUCUCUGACUGGCAACAAGGUCAACGUGCAGGGUGUUGACUAUGCCGCAACGGCAGCGCCGUCAAUCGAUGGCGCGCCUUUGUCCCUUUCUCGUAUCAAGCCUCGUCGACUGACCAAGAUUGAUUCCUCUCCUCAGAGCAACGUCGCAAUGGGAUCCAACGGCGGUCCCAUCAUGGCCAACUUGGUCAAGACUGCCCUCGCCCAGUGCCCCGACACCAAGGUGGUCCUGGGUGGUUACUCUCAAGGUUCAAUGGUGGUGCACAACGCCGCCAACAGCUUGAGUGCGGAUCAAGUGGCUGGUGCGGUGCUCUUCGGUGACCCCUUCAAGAUGCAGGCCGUCGGCAAGCUGCCCAAGGACAAAGUCAAGGAGUUCUGCGCUCUGGGCGACCCCGUCUGCGAGAACGGUGCCAAUGUGAUGGCGCAUCUGAGCUACGGCGCCAAUGCCAAGGAGGCUGCUCAAUUCCUUCUGCAGGCUGCCGGUAUUUCUGCUUCCUCUUAA